UAGAUACAGACACAACCGAUGAUGACGCUGAAACAAUUAACAGUCUCAUGCAAACGCUGCACGUGAUUUUAUCUCGCGAGGUGUCAGUUAUGCGAGAUUGGGGAUGACAUGCGAGUAUAUUGGCCGUUAAAUAUUCAAGGAUGGAUCAUAUGACGAGAGAGUCUUGCAUGUACCAAACCCUGUGUAGAUCUGAUUUUAUUUGUUGAUAAAUUAUGGAUGCUCCUCAAACACUGAUGUUGAGUAAUCAAGUCACUGUGAUGUCCAAGACGGAUGAGGCGAGGCCAGGGAGGUUGAAGUUGGUGCUGCUCGGCAACCAGCACGUCGGCAAGACGUCACUGUUGCAGCGAUAUGUGAACAACGUGUACAACCCAGCGUAUACACACACAAGAGGUGGCGACAUAUUCAAAAAGGAAAUGAUGGUCGAUGGCAGACGAAUUAAACUCAAAUUUAUGGACACGGCCGGGCAGCCUGACAUCAAGUCUCUUAUAAGGAGUUUAUACAGAGACGCCAACGGCAUUAUGGUAGUGUUCGACGUGACGAACGAGCACAGCUUCGAGAUGGUUGAAGGAUGGAUCGACAGAGUGACAAAGGAUAUUGAGCCAAAGCCUCAGUUGAUGAUGGUUGGAAACAAACAUGACCUCACCGCCCAUAGGACCAUAGAGAUGGACCAGGCCAAUGCGAGAGCGGGUUCCUUUUGUGCUCCAUAUUAUGACGUCAGUGCCAAGACAGGAGGCAACGUCAAAGAGGCGUUUGAGACCUUUAUUCGGAAGACAUGGCGGAAUCUACAACCGAAUUCAAACAGAGAAAUGAGUAGCUCUAUCCGCCUUGAAGAGACGAGUGAAGACGGCGGCCGAAUAUGCUGUGGGAGCUGACGCCGCCGGAGAAACCGCGACCUGCACCUUCAUUCCCCACAGAACAUCUCAACAGGAACUCAGACCAUCGUUUGUUGGUGCAGUGACUGAAACCUGUGACACCUGUAAAGACGUCACACAUCUCGAGCAGGCUCGGUGUCAAACAAACUAUUUUUGACAGCACGUGGAAAUCGUGCUGGUACAUCCACGCCCACUGAAUACACGCGCUAGUGUGUCGGGGUGCGUUCACAGUGACGAUGCAGCAAGGUAACCUUUACAUAAACAAUGUGAGGCACCACAUGCUGCUAAGCAAAAUGUAGCAACUGCUUAGCAAAAUGUAGCAACUGUUUAGCAAAUUGUAGCAACUGCUUAGCAAUAUGUAGCAACCGUUUAGCAAAAUGUAGCAACUUCUUAGCAAAAUGUAGCAUC
Haliotis rufescens (red abalone) is the source of this 1280-nucleotide messenger RNA. RefSeq names its product ras-related protein ORAB-1-like. Lineage: Eukaryota; Metazoa; Mollusca; Gastropoda; Lepetellida; Haliotidae. Bases 213 to 872 code for a protein of 219 amino acids. The record is from RefSeq and is a predicted model, not a curated record. The transcript is spliced from 7 exons. Gene Ontology annotation, molecular function: GTP binding; GTPase activity.